This is a messenger RNA of Dromiciops gliroides (monito del monte), 1371 nucleotides long. RefSeq names its product serpin family A member 12 (gene SERPINA12). Lineage: Eukaryota; Metazoa; Chordata; Mammalia; Microbiotheria; Microbiotheriidae. The record is from RefSeq and is a predicted model, not a curated record. The transcript has 5 exons. Gene Ontology annotation, biological process: negative regulation of endopeptidase activity. Gene Ontology annotation, molecular function: serine-type endopeptidase inhibitor activity.
GCCAGGUUGAUCCAGAGAAUGGAAAAUCAAGUUCAAUCUCUGAAUUUUGAAGAUGAGGAUACUAAAACCCAGAGAGAAUAAUUCUCAGUGACAAUGAAAACCACCCUUACUCUGGGUUUGCUCUUUGCUGGAUGCUUUUUAGUCAUAAAUAGUUUUCAAGAGGAGAAGUUCCCUGCCAAAAAUCAUCAUGGUCCACACCAGGCCAGACACCCUCUCCAGGAGGCAGAGGAGAGAAAAGCUGGAAAACAAAUUGUUGGCCAAAACACUGAGUUUGCAUGUAAGAUGUACCAAGAGUUGUCCCAGAAAAGUAAAGAUAAGAACCUCUUCUUCUCCCCUCUGAGUGUUUCCACUGGCUUCUCUAUGUUGUCCCUGGGAGCAAAAGAUUACACUCUGUCUCAAUUAACUGAAAUUCUCAACCUAAGGUCAGUGCCUACAAAAAGCAUUCAUCAAGGCUUCCAUUACCUCAUUGAUACUCUUAACCGACCUGAGAGAGAUCUCAAGCUCCACUUGGGCAAUACGCUUUUCAUUGCGGACCAACUGAGAGUUCAGAAAAAGUUUCUGAAUGAUGUCAAGAAUAUUUAUGAAUCAGAAGCCAUCCCUAUGGACUUUCAGGACCUUGAGAAAGCCAUUAUGCAAAUCAACAAUUAUGUCAGUCAGAAAACCCAUGGGAAAAUUAAGAAGUUGAUAAAGAAUUUGGAUCAGGACACAAUGUUACUUCUGAUUAGCCAUAUUUACUUUCAAGCUGAAUGGGAAAAGACGUUUAACCCAAAGGACACAAAAGAAGAUGAGUUCUUUCUGAUCAAUGGGAAGUCUGUGAAAGUCCCCAUGAUGUACCGAGGUGGCAAGUACAAAACUGCUCAUGAUGAGCAGCUCUCCUGUACGGUUCUAGAAAUACCUUUUAAGGGAAAUGUCACAGGGCUUUUCUUGCUCCCAGACGAGGGAAAACUGGAGAAAAUGGAAGAAGGGCUCCAUUCGAACAAGCUGACCCAAAUGAGGCAAUCAUUAAAGUGCAGUUCUGUUCAUGUGUGUUUACCCAAGUUUGCCAUCUCUGGCACCUACAACAUGAAAAAGUAUCUUGCUGGGCUUGGUGUCACCCGAAUCUUUGAUGGAAGUGCUGACCUCACUGGAAUCAGUCCCCAGAAGACCCUGAAAGUUAGCCAGGCUAUGCAUAAAGCUGUGUUGAAGAUAGAUGAAAAAGGAGCAGAAGCUGCUGGAGCAGCUAGCAUUGAGACCCUCCCGAUGACUGUUCCCCAAGUUAUUAAAUUUGACCACCCCUUCCUAAUGAUGAUUUUAGAUGACCUAACCCAGUCUCUUCUCUUUAUGGGAAAAAUAAUGAACCCCAAAUGAAAAUCAAAUAGCAAGCAUCUCUGA